Ceratotherium simum simum (southern white rhinoceros) is the source of this 2620-nucleotide messenger RNA. It is a transcript of the gene GAD1, whose product is annotated as glutamate decarboxylase 1. The record is from RefSeq and is a predicted model, not a curated record. Gene Ontology annotation, cellular component: presynaptic active zone; cytoplasm. Gene Ontology annotation, molecular function: pyridoxal phosphate binding; glutamate decarboxylase activity. Lineage: Eukaryota; Metazoa; Chordata; Mammalia; Perissodactyla; Rhinocerotidae. Gene Ontology annotation, biological process: GABA biosynthetic process.
GGGGGAAUCGCGGGGAAAGAAAUAGAGGCAAAGCCACUGCUCUUGUCUUUUCGAAGACAUGGGAGGGGGAGGGUAAGGAGGAAGAAGCGCUCAGCGAGGCAGAAUUCUUCAAAGGAAUUAUCUUUUCCCUCGUCUUACCCGACACCCUGCCUAUUUCAAAAAAUAGAGUGUGCUGAGUACUUUCUGGAUUACUCAUAGGGCCUUUUUUUUCCGGGCGCAAAACCGUGAUCUGGAUUUAUAAUCGCCCUAUAAAGCUCCAGAGGCAGUCAGGCACCUGCAAAGGAGUCCCGCCGCUCUGCCGACGAGCUGCCCCAGCGAGCAGCGGCCUCGUGAUUCCCCCGCCGAGCCGGUCCCCGCCUCCCCACUCCGCCCCCGCCUCCCCCGAAGCGGAGCAGCCGCCUCUCCGGAUCGCUCUCUUCUCCUCCCGGCGCUCGCGUGCGGGACGGUGCUAGUGGGAGCGAGGCAGCAGCUGGAGGUGACGACGGGCAGAUAACGCCUGUGGCAGGGCCCGGCGGAGCUGAGCGGAUCGCUGGGCGCUGUGCAGAGGAGCGGCGGGAGCGCCAGGCUUGCUGUCGCCGAGCCGAGCGGGUUCCUGCGCCCGACCAGCCGAGGACCCCGGACAGCAGAGGCCCCGGGACGACCGAGCUGAUGGCGUCUUCGACCCCUUCUUCGUCUGCAACCUCCUCGAACGCGGGAGCGGACCCCAAUACUACUAACCUGCGCCCCACAACGUAUGACACCUGGUGCGGCGUGGCCCAUGGAUGCACCAGAAAACUGGGGCUCAAGAUCUGCGGCUUCUUGCAAAGGACCAACAGCCUGGAAGAGAAGAGCCGGCUUGUGAGCGCCUUCAAGGAGAGGCAGUCUUCCAAGAAUCUGCUUUCCUGUGAAAAUAGUGACAGGGAUGGCCGCUUCCGGCGCACGGAGACCGACUUCUCCAACCUGUUUGCUCGAGAUCUGCUUCCGGCUAAGAACGGGGAGGAGCAAACCGUGCAGUUCCUGCUGGAGGUGGUGGACAUACUCCUCAACUAUGUCCGCAAGACAUUCGAUCGCUCCACCAAGGUGCUGGACUUCCAUCACCCACACCAGCUGCUGGAAGGCAUGGAGGGCUUCAACUUGGAGCUCUCUGACCACCCCGAGUCCCUGGAGCAGAUCCUGGUGGACUGCAGAGACACCCUGAAGUACGGGGUCCGUACAGGUCAUCCUCGAUUUUUCAACCAGCUCUCCACUGGAUUGGAUAUCAUUGGUUUAGCUGGUGAAUGGCUGACAUCAACUGCCAAUACCAAUAUGUUUACAUAUGAAAUUGCACCAGUGUUUGUUCUCAUGGAGCAAAUAACGCUUAAGAAGAUGAGAGAGAUAGUUGGAUGGUCAAGUAAAGAUGGUGAUGGGAUAUUUUCUCCUGGGGGAGCCAUAUCCAACAUGUACAGCAUCAUGGCUGCUCGCUACAAGUACUUCCCCGAAGUUAAAACAAAGGGCAUGGCGGCAGUGCCCAAACUGGUCCUCUUCACCUCAGAACACAGUCACUAUUCCAUAAAGAAAGCUGGGGCUGCGCUUGGCUUUGGAACCGACAAUGUGAUUUUGAUAAAGUGCAAUGAAAGGGGGAAGAUAAUUCCAGCUGAUUUAGAGGCAAAAAUUCUAGAAGCCAAGCAAAAGGGAUUUGUUCCUCUUUAUGUCAAUGCAACUGCUGGCACCACUGUUUAUGGAGCUUUUGAUCCGAUACAGGAGAUUGCAGAUAUAUGUGAGAAAUAUAACCUCUGGCUGCACGUCGAUGCUGCCUGGGGCGGUGGGCUGCUCAUGUCCAGGACGCACCGCCAUAAACUCAGUGGCAUAGAAAGGGCCGACUCAGUCACCUGGAACCCUCACAAGAUGAUGGGCGUGCUGUUGCAGUGCUCCGCCAUCCUCGUCAAGGAAAAGGGUAUACUCCAAGGAUGCAACCAGAUGUGUGCAGGAUACCUCUUCCAGCCAGACAAGCAGUAUGAUGUCUCUUACGACACUGGGGACAAGGCAAUUCAGUGUGGCCGCCACGUGGACAUUUUCAAGUUCUGGCUGAUGUGGAAAGCAAAGGGUACAGUGGGAUUUGAAAAUCAGAUCAACAAAUGCUUGGAACUGGCUGAAUACCUCUAUGCCAAGAUUAAAAACAGAGAAGAAUUUGAGAUGGUUUUCAAUGGUGAGCCUGAGCAUACAAACGUCUGUUUCUGGUAUAUUCCACAAAGCCUCAGGGGCGUUCCGGAUAGCCCUGAGCGACGGGAAAAACUACACAGGGUGGCUCCCAAAAUCAAAGCCCUGAUGAUGGAGUCUGGCACAACCAUGGUUGGCUACCAGCCUCAGGGGGACAAGGCCAACUUCUUCCGGAUGGUCAUCUCGAACCCAGCCGCUACCCAGUCUGAUAUCGACUUCCUCAUUGAGGAGAUAGAGAGACUGGGCCAGGAUCUGUAAUUGUCCUCCGUAGGACAUGAGUUUAUGGGCAUUCCCUUUCCCCUCUGGCACUCUAGAACCACCUCUAUAAGUUACUGAAACACGCAGGCCAUUUCAUUGAGGGAAAAUAUAAUAUCUUGAAGAAUACUGUUAAAAUCUUACUUAAGCUUGUUGUAGUUAGCGGGAAACAAUGUCCUUUUUAAAAAGU